AAAGGGAAAAGAAAGUUUCAUAUCCAUGAUUGUGUGUUAGGGAAGGAGAAGAAGAAGAAAGAAAAUCAUCCAAAGCUUCCAAAUUUUGAGUCCAAAAACGCAGCAGCAACUUCAAGGAACAUCCGGAAGGUAUUGCAAAGAAAAUUCGGCAUUGGAAUGUUGAAAUUAGUGAGUUAAUCGUCGGAAUCGUGUUCAUCGACAUAUUCAAAAUUCUGGACAGCAACUUUCCCUUGACUUCAGAAUCAAGCGGUUUGCAAUUCUGUGAAGAAACGAUGGAGAUAUGCCCAAAAUACCGCAGGCUGUCUAGUUGUGACGGAAAUGACAAAGUUGGUGAAUUUUGAUGUUGUUUCCACUCCCGCUCAUCCGUAAGGUUUCGGCCUAUGAUUUCCAGCGGUUUCGCUGAGCGUGUAGUUUGUAUUUUUCGUUGACUACACAUAGGUAACAAGAAGACAAUGACGGAACCACUCCCGGAGGGCAUUGAGUCAGAGGAGAUGCAAGGAUGGCAGGCAAAUCUUGAUCAUCAGAUUUUUAAAUGUGUCAUGAUUUGAUUAUUAUUGUACUUCCGCAUUACUCUGAAAAUAUUUUUUAAAUGGGUCGCGAUCUAGAGACUGUAAAUUUAAUAUUUAUAAGUAAUUGUCAUUUUCAAAUGUCAAGUGAAAUUUUUUUAACUCUCGUUUCACCUUAAUUCGUGUAAUUUCGUGUUAUACGGAUUGGGGUGUUACAAGGACAUUAUUGUAAUAAAGUAGGACACAUCACACCAGUUUGUUACACUAAGUAUAGGCACUUUCUUCUAAGUCAAGAUAAUGUGAUGCAUCGUUCAUAUGAUUUUUAUUAUUGCCAUAACACCCCUGGACCCAAAAGGCAUUGGGUACCAAGAUUUGCUUCGUAGAUUCAUUAAGGAAGGUGUGCUUCAACACUUCGACUUGAGUUGAAAUAGAUGCGCCAAGCACAUAAUUGGGUGAAACGUCAAUUAAGAGGGGAAGUUGAUUCACUUUAUUAACUCCAACUAAUGUUGAUUUAUAUUUUAGUUGGACAAUGUGAUACUAUUUGUUUGUUUGAUAUCUAUUUGCAUGAGCAUAUAUCUUUUUGCCCAUCUCUUUUUGAUAAUCUCAAAAGAGGGAAGAUGGUGUAGAUAUGCAUAUAUUCAGCACAAAUUGUAUUUGUGCAUAUCUUAAUGGGGAAGUGAUAAGUCGGGUUUGGGUUAGUUCUUUUUAUUCUUUUUAGGCAUUUUAAAGAUUUUUAGAGUUUAAUUUUUAGUUGUUUAGCUUAGUUUUAUUUUAAUUUUAUUUUUACACUCUUUUUAUUUUCUCUCAAAAAUAGUAACUUUUUAAUCAUUUUUUUACAUUUCUUUUAUUUUUAUUUCAUUUUUCCUAACCCAAAUGAUCAGAUAUCUUAUUUGUGGAGAAAGUGCAGCAUAAGGCCAAAGUGCAGUUCAUGUUUAAAAAGAAGAGAUCAAAAUUGGGUUGAAGCACAAUCCAUCAUCAACAACAAUAACCGGCCCAUUCCUCCUCUGCUUUUUAAUUCGCACAAGUAAAAGAAAAAAAAGUCUACGACUCCUUCUUCUUCGCCAUCGUACACGGAGCGCAGCACCCAAAUCAAACGCAUAACUCCUCCAACGUUCGGCUCCAUCAAUUGCGCAGUAAUCAAUUAUCAACGGGAAGAAUUCAGCUCCUCCUUACUAUAAAUUGAAGAGAAUCGACACAUAUGAAGGGGGGAAUUCACACAGAGAAUAAAACAAGAAUAAAGCAUUGGCUUGGCCGCUGCUAUGGUGGUCGCCGUUGAUGGUGGCAGGCGGCGCGGCGAACGGCCGGCAGACGGGAAGCAGCUCCAGCUCCGGUGGGCAGCCUCCAUCACAGCUCUAGUUUACUCAAUUUGUUCAUCUUCUUCAACAAUUGGUAAGCAGAAAGCACAAUGUGAUCCUGGCGGCAGAUGGGGCGAGAUUGUCGGGAUGGAUGUGACAACCUCCAUAGCCAAAGCUCUUUCAGCGCCGGGAGGCUCGCGGAACCUCGACGGCGCUAAUGGAUCCAUCUCCCUCUCACAAGAUCUCGUCCUCAGAGUCCUCCGCCGCAACUACCUCCACGUCUCCAACAAGCUGGAUUUCUUCCGAUGGUGCUCUCUCCGCCCCGGAUUCAGGCACUCCGCCGCCACCUACUCCCAGAUUUUCAAAACUCUUUGCCGUUGCGGCGGCCACCACGAGGAGAUCGCCGCCCUCCUCGACUCCAUGAGGCGCGACGGCGCUCAGCUCGACUCCGCCACCUUCAAAUUGCUUCUCCACUCGUUCAUCAGAUCCGGUAAGUACGACUCCCCGCUGGAAAUUCUGGAUUUAGUUGAAAGCAAUUUCAGGGACGACAUUGCUCGCAGUCAAUUGAGCAAUGUAGUUUAUAACUCCGUUGUGAUAGCGCUUGUCCAAGAUACCAUUUCGUGUAACGAACUACUGGUUGGUCUCAAAAAGGCUUACAUGAGAGCUGAAUUCGUGCAUAUCUUUGAUAAGCUCAGAGAAAGGAAGAAUCCUUGCCCCUUAGACAGAUGGGGUUAUAAUAUAUGCAUUCAUGCUUUUGGUCUAUGGGGAAAUCUGGGGAUUUCUCUGAUACUGUUUAAGGAGAUGAAGGAGAGGGGUGAUGCAUUUGCUCCUGACAUCUGCACUUAUAACAGCCUAAUUCAAGUCCUCUGCAUGCUGGGGAAAGUGAAGGAUGCUCUCAUUGUCUGGGAAGAGCUGAAGAACUCCUUAGGUCUGGAACCAGAUUACUUCACUUACCGAAUUCUCAUCCAUGGCUGCUCGAAGUCGUACAUGGUGAACGAUGCCAUGAAGAUUUUCAGUGAGAUGAAGUUUAACGGCUUGCGCGCGGAUACGGUUGUGUAUAACUCACUCAUGAAUGGAUUGAUGAAGGCUGGGAAGUUAACGGAUGCAUGCAAUCUGUUUGAGAGAAUGGUUGAAGAAGAUGGUGUUCGUGCCAGCUGUUGGACCUAUAACAUUCUCAUUGAUGGCUUGUUUAAGAACGGAAGGGAUGUGGCUGCUUAUACACUCUUCUCUGAUCUGAAGAAGAAGAGCAACAAUUUCGUGGAUGGGAUUAGUUACAGCAUCGUCGUUUUGCAUCUCUGCCAGAAAGGCAUGCUUGAGAAAGCAAUGGAGUUGGUGAAUGAGAUGGAAGGCAGAGGUUUUACUGUUGAUUUGGUCACUAUCACUUCACUAUUGAUUGCAAUUUACCGCAAGGGGCACUGGGACUGCACUGGAGAUUCAGUAGAGAUCGAGGCUUACGACGGUGAUAAUGAAACUGACCCUUGGUCAUCUUCACCUUACAUGGAUUUUCUAGCCAGCCAAACGAGCCUGGACACUCUCCAACCCCAUAUGUUCACACUUUCCAAAGGAAAACGCGUUAACGGUAAGAACCAAGAUUCAUUCGACAUGGACAUGGUGAAUACCUUCCUGUCCAUAUUCCUCGCCAAGGGGAAACUGAGCUUAGCUUGUAAACUAUUCGAGAUUUUCACAAACGCGGGGAGUAAGGACCCCACCAGUUACACAUACAACUCCAUGAUGAGUUCGUUUGUCAUGAAGGGAUACCUCAAUGAAGCGUGGGGGGUUUUCCAUGAAAUGGGAGACAAAGUUUGUCCAGCAGACAUAGCAACGUACAACGUGAUCAUUCAAGGUUUAGGAAAGAUGGGUAGGUUUGAUCUGGCAAGCGCCGUUCUUGAUAGACUGAUGAAGAAGGGGGGAGGGUACCUUGACAUUGUGAUGUACAACACGUUGAUUAAUGUGCUGGGGAAAGGGGGCCGAAUCGACGAAGCAAACAUGGUUUUUGGACAGAUGAAGAGGGUGGGGAUAAAUCCUGAUGUUGUCACUUACAACACUCUUAUUGAGGUUCACAGUAGGGCGGGGAGACUUGAGGAAGCCUACAAGUUUUUGAAGCUCAUGUUGGACGCCGGGUGUGUGCCAAACAAUGUGACCGACACCAUCAUGGAAUCCCUCGACAAGGAGAUUGAAAAUGUACGUUACCGGAAGGCGUCGCUUAAGAACCCGCCUUAAUGUCAUAUGCUUCCUUGUGAAUUGCUGCUUUGGGAUGCCUAUAAACUGUGUUUUUUGGGGGACGCUUACACUAUGUUUGGUAUUAUAAAUGCAGAAGGAAAAAG
Cuscuta campestris is the source of this 4125-nucleotide messenger RNA. Lineage: Eukaryota; Viridiplantae; Streptophyta; Magnoliopsida; Solanales; Convolvulaceae. The record is from the annotation of a GenBank genome assembly.